This is a messenger RNA of Pelagomonas calceolata, 1019 nucleotides long. The record is from the annotation of a GenBank genome assembly. Lineage: Eukaryota; Pelagophyceae; Pelagomonadales; Pelagomonadaceae.
CGCCGCGACGCGCGCCGAUCGCGCGCUACGCGGCCGCGGCCUCUGCGACUACGUGGCCUGGCGGCGCCUCGCGGAGAUGCGGCGGCGCCAGGGCGUCGCCCCGGGCGCGGCGCUCCGGGUGCUCCACGCGGACACGGAGCGCUGCACGGUCGUCGUGUUCAAGCGGCGCGCAAUGCGCGUCGUCCACGCCCAGCUCGACCUCGGGGCCGUCCGAAGCGCGGCGAUCGUCGCGCGGCGCGCCGCGACGCUGGCCGUCGGCGCGCACUUCGUCGAGCCGCGGCGGACCGAGCUCCGCGCCCUCGCGACCGAGACCGACGCGGCGCUGGCCGGCGUCGUCGUGACGGACGGCGUCUUCCUCGGCGCGGCUGCGGAUCCGGCCGCCGGCGACACGCUGAGCGUCGACCUCGCGCCGCGCGACGCCGCGCGCCUCCGGCUCGCGAGCCGCGCGUUCGACGACGAGAUCGCGCGCGGCGAGGCCAUCGUCCGCAACGUCGUCCCGGCGCUCGCGCGGUCGCCGCUCCGCGCCGACGGCUGCUGGGUGCUCCGGGCCGUCGGCGGCCGCGCCUGCUGGACGCCCGAGGCCUAUGCGGCGCGCGUCGCGUGCGCCGCCACGUCGGGCGCGGCGACGGUCCGCGUCGACCUCGAGCGCGCGUACGACCGCCGCGACUUUUCGCUGCCGCUGAGCACCGAGGCGCGCCACGCCGUCUGUCUCUGUGUCCAGUCACCCUCCACGCCAUCGAGCCGACGUAGCCACCGGGAAAUGACUGGAUCUCCACGCAGGUCAUUCUGGCGCGCCAGGCCUUCGAGCUCGACGCGCGCGCCGAGGCCGCGCUCUUCCCGACGGACAUGGCCCACCGGCGCCGCGCGAUCUGCCUGACGGAGCGCGACCGCGCGACGCUCGAAGACCACGGCGCCCGCGCGCGGGCUACCGUGUCCGUCAUCCUCGUUUCGCUCGACGCUUGAGAUACUUCCUCCCCAUCCCCCCGCCCGGUUCGAACUAACUAAUUUGUCUCGGCGAA